ACUACGGCACUGCACUGUAGUACCUCUACAUAUCUAUCCAACUUUAGCAUCGCUGUUGGCGGUACUUGCCUCCCGUCUUAAAGGUCGCCGAGGAGUCCCGAUCAUGUCCCAAUCACUUCGGCCAUACCUCCAAUGCGUCCGGUCUUCGCUGACUGCUGCCCUAUCUCUAUCCAACUUCGCCUCACAAACUAGCGAGAGACACAAUGUCCCCGAGAUCGAAGCGAAAUCCUCCCCCGAAGUGCUCCUCAACCCCCUCACGGUGUCACGGAACGAGAAUGAGCGGGUGUUCAUCGAACCCAGCAUAAACAGCGUUCGGAUCAGCAUCAAAAUCAAGCAAGCCGACGAGAUUGAGAACAUAUUGGUCCAUAAGUUCACGCGGUUCUUGACCCAGAGAGCGGAGGCCUUCUUUAUCCUGAGAAGGAAACCCAUCAAGGGAUAUGAUAUCUCGUUCUUAAUCACAAACUUCCACACGGAAGACAUGCUUAAACACAAACUGGUCGACUUCAUAAUACAAUUCAUGGAGGAGGUCGAUAAGGAGAUUUCGGAGAUGAAGCUCUUUUUGAACGCGAGGGCUCGUUUUGUAGCAGAGUCAUUCCUAACUCCCUUCGAUUGAACAGGGGGCACUAUCCCUUUGUUAAGGAGCAAACGCUGCAAUUUCUCAAUGAGUGGGAACCAACCAUCGCCAUCAUACCAUCACCAUGGUCCAAUCGGUGUCGUUGAGAUCUCUUCACCGUCAUUCAGCAGGCAUUACAU
Messenger RNA from Eremomyces bilateralis CBS 781.70, 753 nucleotides. Its product is annotated as ARP23 complex 20 kDa subunit. Gene Ontology annotation, molecular function: actin filament binding. NCBI's taxonomy places the organism in Eukaryota, Fungi, Ascomycota, Dothideomycetes, Eremomycetales, Eremomycetaceae. The transcript has 6 exons. Gene Ontology annotation, cellular component: Arp2/3 protein complex; actin cytoskeleton. Bases 104 to 613 code for a protein of 169 amino acids. The record is from RefSeq and is a predicted model, not a curated record. Gene Ontology annotation, biological process: actin filament polymerization; Arp2/3 complex-mediated actin nucleation.